AUGCAGAACAUGUCAAGGCGCUUUGGUCGCAUGACGACAAAGUCGUCUGCAGAUGACAGCCAAAUUGCUGUGCUUCUAAAAGAUUUCGACGAUGCAGAUAUGCUCCUAGGCAAGAUCGUGGAAUCUACUCAAGCCUGGCGUGAUGCUUGGGUCUCUAUCGCAACUUACCAGAGUCGCCUUGUCGACGAAUUCGACGGCCUCUACGGUCCUAUCAUUGGCUCCUCAGAAACCCCAUCCAACCACAAAGCCGUUGAUACAGACCCCGGCAGAUUAGCACGGACCAACAGACUGCGGAAGGAAUAUGACGAGCUACGUACCGAUCUCGUGGAUGAGCUCGGUGCUGUCGAUACUCGCAUGUCACAGCCGGCUGCGCAAGCGAAGGAAUCCCUUGCGCCGAUGAAAAAGACGAUCAAAAAGCGAAAUGACAAGAAGACCGACUUUGAAAUCUCCCAAGGACGUGUUGAUAGCCUCAUGAAAAAGCAGAAGCGCACCGAUCGCGAAAAUGUGAGCCUCGCCAAAGCGGAAAUCGAACUUGCCAAUAACAAAGAGGCUUACCAAGCCGCCGACCAUGAUCUACGACAGCGACUUCCAACAUUGAUCGCUCUCAUAUUCUCCCUGACGCCAUUCAUUCUUGAAGCACAGGUCGAGAUCCAAAACCGCAUGCUUGCGCACUAUUACACAGUGCUUCACACUUAUUGUGAAGAAGAGGGGUUCCCUUCUCCACCACCAGCCAUGGAACAGGUUGUCCAGGACUGGGAGUUUGCCUUUAAGCCCGUGCAAACCGAAAUAGAAUCCUUCGGUUCGCUAACCCAAGGAAUGGCCAUGCGACGAGCCGCAGCCGACCAGGAUAAUAAGAAACGCCCCUCAAUUGGAAAUCGCAUUCACAGCACUGCCUCAUCGAGCUCGCUUUCAGCUUCUUUCCGCCGGGGAUCACCAGGGUCGUCGAGCCAGACACCCUGUGUACCAGAAUAUCCUCCAUCUCCGCCCCUGUCAACAAUUAGCCAUAAGAGCAGCGCAAUUCCUGUCGGAAACACCGCAGGAUCGAAGCCCCUCUCGACGGGCGGCGACUACUUCGAACCCCCUCGUCCGACAUUCUUGCCGACGCCACAAGCCACUCCCGUUCCAUCAGGUGUGGUGAGAUCCCCCGCUGGCCCGAACAUAGACGCCUUCCAGGCCAAGGUAUCACCCAUGGCUGCCGCCAUUGGGAAGAAGAAGCCCCCGCCACCACCGCCGGCAGCUUCUCGUCCCGUGUUUGUCACGGCGCUGUAUGACUUUGAUGGCCAGGGAAAUGGUGAUCUGAGUUUCCGGGAAGGAGACCGCAUUCGCGUCAUGCGGAAGACCAAUAGCACGGACGAUUGGUGGGAAGGCGAGUUGAGAGGGCAGAAGGGACCAUUCCCUGCCAACUAUGUUGAGUAA
Messenger RNA from Penicillium verrucosum, 1416 nucleotides. Its product is annotated as BAR and SH3 domain-containing protein. Gene Ontology annotation, biological process: actin cortical patch localization; plasma membrane tubulation; endocytosis. The coding region runs from base 1 to 1416 and encodes 471 amino acids. Gene Ontology annotation, cellular component: Rvs161p-Rvs167p complex; mating projection tip; medial cortex. The record is from RefSeq and is a predicted model, not a curated record. NCBI's taxonomy places the organism in Eukaryota, Fungi, Ascomycota, Eurotiomycetes, Eurotiales, Aspergillaceae. Gene Ontology annotation, molecular function: lipid binding; protein binding. The transcript has 4 exons.